UGAGCUUGUCGAGGGGGCGCUCGAGACUGUAGAGAAGGCCGUUCCGUUCCGUUCCGAGCGAAACCAGCGGAGAGGAGGGUGAGGGGAAGGGAAAAAAAGCGAUCUGGCUCGGUCGGUCUUUGUUUCUACCUUGAAGGAUAUCGAAGGGACACACCAGAGAGACUACACCGAUAAAAUUCCCUGCCUACUGACCAGCGGCUGACUCCAGACCCUGAGACAUGUCCACCCCGGACCCCCCUAUGGGAGGAACCCCUCGUCCGGGGCCCUCCCCAGGCCCCUCUCCCGGGGCCAUGAUGGGCCCCAGCCCCGGCCCCUCACCUGGCUCCGGCCACACCAUGAUGGGCCCCAGCCCCGGCCCGGGCCCAUCGCCUGGCUCCACGCACACCAUGAUGGGCCCCAGCCCUGGCCCCCCUGGCCCUGGGCAGGCUCACCCCCCCCAGGGGCCCGGGGGGUACCCCCAGGAGAACAUGCACCAGAUGCACAAACCUAUGGAGGGCAUGCAUAAGGAGGCGGUGCCUGAUGACCCUCGCUACGCCCAGAUGAAGGGUAUGAGACCAGGGGGGCACAGCGGCAUGGGACCCCCUCCCAGCCCCCUGGACCAGCACUCCCAGGGAUACCCUUCCCCUCUGGGGGGCUCGGACCACGCCCCAAGCCCUGUCCCGGCCAACGGCCCACCCCCCGGCCCCAUGAUGCCGUCCGGCCCGAUGGAGGGCAGUGGGGAUCCCCAGGCACUAGGGGCCCCUGGCCGCGGGGGGGCCCCAGGCCCCGGUGCUGGGGGUCCUGCUCCCUUCAACCAGAACCAGCUGCACCAGCUCCGGGCUCAGAUCAUGGCCUACAAGAUGCUGGCGCGGGGCCAGCCCCUCCCAGACCACUUGCAGAUGGCUGUGCAGGGGAAGAGGCCCAUGCCUGGCAUGCAGCAGCCGCCCCUACCCAACAUGGCUGCCGGACCGGGGGCGGGGCCAGGGGCGGGGCCCGGGCCUGCUCAGGCCAACUAUAACAGACCACACGGUAUGGGAGGACCGACCAUGCCCCCCCCUGGCCCCUCCGGACCCCCCAGCAUGCAGGGCCCCCCCACCAACGGCCCCCCCAAACCUUGGCCUGAAGGCCCCAUGGUGAACGCCGCUGCUCCAUCCAGCGCCCCCCAGAAGCUGCCCCCCCCCCAGCCCACCGGCCGCCCCUCCCCCGCCCCCCCCUCCGUGCCCCCGGCCGCCUCCCCCGUCAUGCCCCCCCAGACCCAGUCCCCCGGCCAGCCUGCCCAGCCCCCCCCCAUGGUGCUGCACCAGAAGCAGAACAGGAUCACACCCAUCCAAAAGCCCAGAGGACUGGACCCUGUGGAGAUCCUACAGGAGAGAGAGUUCAGGCUCCAAGCUCGUAUCGCCCACCGCAUCCAGGAGUUGGAGCAGCUUCCUGGCUCUCUGGCCGGAGACCUGAGGACUAAGGCCAACAUCGAGCUGAAGGCCCUCCGCCUCCUCACCUUCCAGAGACAGCUGCGUCAGGAGGUGGUGGUGUGCAUGCGCAGGGACACAGCGCUUGAGACCGCUCUGAACGCCAAGGCCUACAAGCGCAGCAAGCGCCAGUCCCUGAGGGAGGCGCGCAUCACAGAGAAGCUGGAGAAGCAGCAGAAGAUCGAGCAGGAGAGGAAGCGCCGGCAGAAGCACCAGGAGUACCUGAACAGCAUCCUGCAGCAUGCCAAGGACUUUAAGGAGUACCACCGCUCUAUGGCUGCCAAGCUGCAGAAGGCCACCAAGGCCGUGGCCACCUACCACGCCAACACGGAGCGCGAGCAGAAGAAGGAGAACGAACGCAUUGAGAAGGAGAGGAUGAGGAGGCUGAUGGCAGAGGACGAGGAGGGCUACAGGAAGCUGAUCGACCAGAAGAAAGACAAGCGUCUGGCCUACCUGCUGCAGCAGACCGAUGAGUACGUGGCCAACCUCACGGAGCUGGUCCGCGCCCACAAGGCCGUGCAGGCGCUGAAGGACAAGAAGAAGAAAAAGAAGAAGAAGAAGCCAGAGAACACAGAGGGGGGGUCUGGACUGGGUCCUGAUGGAGAGCCCCUGGAUGAGAGCAGCCAGAUGAGUGACCUGCCGGUGAAGGUGAUCCACAUGGACAGUGGCAAGAUCCUGACGGGGCUGGAGGCCCCCAGGGCCGGGCAGCUGGAGGCCUGGCUGGAGAUGAACCCUGGGUACGAGGUGGCGCCCCGCUCAGACAGUGAGGACAGCGGCUCAGAGGAGGACGAGGAGGAGGAGGAGGAGCCACAGUCGUCCAAGGCCACGCCCCCAGAGGAGAAGAAGAAGAUUCCAGACCCGGACACAGAGGACGUGUCAGAGUUUGACGUUCGCCACAUCAUCGAACAUGCCAAGCAGGACGUGGAUGAUGAGUACGGCAGCGCUGCCUUCGCCCGCGGCCUGCAGUCCUACUACGCCGUGGCUCACGCCGUCACCGAGAGAGUGGACAAGCAGUCCACCCUGCUGAUCAAUGGACAGCUCAAACAGUACCAGAUCAAGGGUUUGGAGUGGCUGGUGUCUCUGUACAACAACAACCUGAACGGGAUCCUGGCUGAUGAGAUGGGUCUGGGCAAGACCAUUCAGACCAUCGCUCUCAUCACCUACCUGAUGGAGAUGAAACGCAUCAACGGACCUUUCCUCAUCAUCGUUCCACUCUCGACUCUGUCUAACUGGGUGUAUGAGUUUGAUAAGUGGGCUCCAUCGGUGGUCAAGGUGUCCUACAAGGGAUCUCCACAAGCGAGGCGUGCGUUCGUCCCCAUCCUGCGCAGCGGCAAGUUCAAUGUUCUGCUGACCACCUACGAGUACAUCAUCAAGGACAAGCAGGUCCUGGCUAAGCUGCGUUGGAAGUACAUGAUCGUGGAUGAGGGUCACCGGAUGAAGAACCACCACUGUAAGCUGACGGUGGUGCUGAACACACACUACCUGGCCCCGCGCCGCCUGCUGCUGACGGGCACCCCGCUGCAGAACAAGCUGCCCGAGCUCUGGGCGCUGCUCAACUUCCUGCUGCCCACCAUCUUCAAGAGCUGCAGCACCUUCGAGCAGUGGUUCAACGCCCCCUUCGCCAUGACUGGGGAGAAGGUGGACCUGAACGAGGAGGAGACCAUCCUGAUCAUCAGGCGUCUCCACAAGGUGCUCCGCCCCUUCCUGCUGCGCCGCCUCAAGAAGGAAGUGGAGGCUCAGCUACCUGAGAAGGUGGAGUAUGUGAUCAAGUGUGACAUGUCAGCUCUGCAGAGGGUUCUGUACAGACACAUGCAGGCCAAGGGGGUGCUGCUGACCGACGGCUCUGAGAAGGACAAGAAGGGUAAAGGUGGAACCAAGACUCUGAUGAACACCAUCAUGCAGCUGAGGAAGAUCUGCAACCAUCCUUACAUGUUCCAGCAUAUAGAGGAAUCCUUCUCUGAGCACCUGGGCUACACAGGAGGAGUAGUGAGUGGGCCGGACCUAUACCGCUCCUCAGGAAAGUUUGAGGUUCUGGACCGUAUUCUACCCAAGCUGAGGGUCACCAACCACAAGGUGCUGCUCUUCUGUCAGAUGACCACCCUCAUGACCAUCAUGGAGGACUACUUCGCCUACCGCAACUUUAAAUACCUCCGCCUGGACGGGACCACCAAGGCGGAGGACAGGGGCAUGCUGCUGAAGACGUUUAAUGACCCUGCGUCAGAGUAUUUUGUGUUCCUGCUGUCGACGCGUGCGGGAGGGCUGGGCCUCAACCUGCAGUCUGCUGACACGGUCGUCAUCUUCGACUCAGACUGGAACCCUCACCAGGACCUCCAGGCCCAGGACAGGGCCCACCGGAUUGGGCAGCAGAACGAGGUGCGCGUGCUGCGGCUUUGCACGGUCAACAGCGUGGAGGAGAAGAUCUUGGCGGCGGCCAAGUACAAGCUGAACGUGGACCAGAAGGUCAUCCAGGCGGGCAUGUUCGACCAGAAGUCGUCGAGCCACGAGCGCCGGGCCUUCCUGCAGGCCAUCCUGGAGCAUGAAGAGCAGGAUGAAGCCUGCCCCCAGGGGGGCUGGCGGGCAGGGGGGACGUGGGUGGGUGAGGAAGAUGAGGUCCCUGAUGAUGAGACAGUCAACCAGAUGAUCGCUAGGAGCGAGGAGGAGUUUGAACAGUUCAUGCGUAUGGACCUGGACCGGCGCCGUGAGGAGGCCCGGAACGUGAAGCGCCGGCCUCGCCUGAUGGAGGACGAGGAGCUGCCCACCUGGAUCAUGAAGGACGACGCGGAGGUGGAGCGGCUCACCUGCGAGGAGGAGGAGGAGAAGAUGUUUGGGCGCGGCUCCCGUCAGAGGAAGGAGGUGGACUACAGUGACUCACUCACCGAGAAACAGUGGCUCAAGGCAAUUGAGGAGGGCACCCUGGAUGAGAUCGAGGAGGAGGUACGCCACAAGAAGACCACCAGGAAGAGGAAAAGGGACCGCGACCCCGACCUCCCGGGGCCGGCCACGCCCAGCUCCAGCGGGGGGCGGGGCAGAGAUAAGGAGGAGGAAGGGAAGAAGACCAAGAAGAGGGGGCGCCCCCCUGCGGAGAAGCUGUCCCCCAACCCCCCCUCUCUCACCAAGAAGAUGAAGAAGAUGGUGGACGCCGUUAUUAAGUACAAGGACGGCAGUAAUGGCCGCCAGCUGAGCGAGGUGUUUAUCCAGCUGCCCUCCAGGAAGGAGCUACCUGAGUACUAUGAGCUCAUCAGGAAGCCUGUGGACUUCAGGAAGAUCAAGGAUCGGAUCCGCAGUCAUAAGUACCGCAGUCUGAACGACCUGGAGAAGGAUGUGAUGCUGCUCUGUCAGAACGCCCAGACCUUCAACCUGGAGGGAUCUCUGAUCUACGAGGACUCCAUCGUGCUCCAGUCAGUGUUCACCAGCGUGAGGCAGAAGGUGGAGAAGGAGGAGGACAGCGAGGGGGAGGACAGCGAGGAGGAGGAGGAGGAGCUGGAUGAAGGCUCAGAAUCUGAAUCUCGCUCGGUGAAGGUGAAGAUCAAGCUUGGCAGGAAGGAGAGGGAGAAGGAGAGGGGGCGGAGCCAGCGCCGCAGGGGGCGGGGCUCCAGGGCCAAGCCCGUCGUCAGCGACGACGAUAGUGAGGAGGAGCAGGAGGAGGAGCGUUCUGCCAGCGGCAGUGAAGAGGACUGAGCACACCAUCUCCUGGCCCCCGGACCUCCACUUGCACCCCUCCUUACCUACCCCCUUACCUACCCCCUUACCUACCCCCUCCACCCUUACCUAGUUGACUAGACAAGCUGAUUUUUAGUGAGAACAUGUAUUACCAUUUAAUAAAGUUCAGCAUUCAAAACUUGACAAAGAGAAGUGUAGAAGAGGGGAGGGUGUGAGUGGUCGUCAUGGUUUCACCCCCCCCUCCGGACCACAGAUAGUUGAUAGUUAACAUCGUUUUAAAAAUGUAAUUCUUUUGUUGUUGUUUUUUUCUUCUUUGUCAGUUAUAGUUUCUGUUUUUUUGUUGUUGAGACAGCACUGUCGUGUAAACUGUAGCUUUCAGGUUGUAUAUCUCUCUGUCUCUCUCUCCUCUCUCUCUCUCUCCUGUUUCUGUCUCUUCGUUUAAUUUAAAGAAACACAAGAUCACGGUACACUCUAACCCCUCCCCUGAGCUUUGUGUGUGUGAGGGCAGGGGGGAGGGAGGGGG
Molecule: messenger RNA, 5628 nt
Organism: Osmerus eperlanus (European smelt)
Lineage: Eukaryota; Metazoa; Chordata; Actinopteri; Osmeriformes; Osmeridae
Gene: smarca4a
Product: SWI/SNF related, matrix associated, actin dependent regulator of chromatin, subfamily a, member 4a
Exons: 35
Coding region: 219-5123 (1634 amino acids)
Biological process (GO): positive regulation of transcription by RNA polymerase II
Cellular component (GO): nucleus
Molecular function (GO): ATP binding; DNA binding; histone binding
Source: RefSeq, a predicted model, not a curated record